Messenger RNA from Anarrhichthys ocellatus (wolf-eel), 2068 nucleotides. RefSeq names its product biogenesis of lysosomal organelles complex-1, subunit 1 (gene bloc1s1). The coding region runs from base 324 to 701 and encodes 125 amino acids. NCBI's taxonomy places the organism in Eukaryota, Metazoa, Chordata, Actinopteri, Perciformes, Anarhichadidae. The record is from RefSeq and is a predicted model, not a curated record. Gene Ontology annotation, cellular component: BLOC-1 complex. The transcript has 4 exons. Gene Ontology annotation, biological process: endosomal transport.
AUUACAUGCAUUUUUAAAUUCUGGAGCUACCAUUCAGUCUACUAACGUUAGCUGGUCUGAUCCCUACACUGUGUCUUGCGUUAGUUAAUAACAAAAAUGUAAUAUCAUUGCAUUGAUUAUGAUAAAUGGUGGCAUGCGAGACGCCAUUUUUUGGCACGCCCACUCCUGUCGUCCUUGAGCUAGGUCUCGUGAUAGCGGUUGUAACAUUACAAGACAGCUGAUAGCAUCUCCAACGUCUCUGGUUGUAUAGCCAUGUUACUCAACCAACGUUAGUUAAAAGAUAAAAAAAAUAAAUUGCAAAUUCAUCUCCACAACCACUAAAGAUGUUGUCUCGUCUGCUGAAGGAGCACCAGGCGAAGCAGAAUGAGCGGAAGGAGCAGCAGGAGAGACGCAGACGUGAAGCUAUCGCUGCAGCCACCUGUCUGACAGAAGCUCUGGUAGACCACCUCAAUGUCGGAGUGGCCCAGGCAUACGUAAACCAGCGUAAGCUCGACCAUGAGGUGAAGACUCUCCAAGUGCAGGCGAGCCAGUUCUCCAAACAAACUGCUCAGUGGAUCAGUAUGGUGGAGGGUUUCAAUCAGGCCCUAAAGGAAAUUGGGGAUGUGGAGAACUGGGCCCGCAGUAUUGAGAUGGACAUGAGGACCAUUGCCACAGCUCUGGAGUACGUACACAAGGGUCCACUGCAGUCUGCUUCCUCAUAAACUUCAUGCUGGGAUGUUCACAGCUGAACCUAAACGCACUGGAAUGAAGAGCCAGUAUCGGCAAAGAUGGAAGCAGCGAUGACUUGGCUCGUCCGCAGAGUGUAGUAAUUCUGACGCUUACUUUGUUCAGUGAACUGCUGACAGUUUGAAAUGGGUCUAACAUCUAUUUAGUGGUGACUUCAAUGAAUCAAUAACAUUCAGGCAGUCUGUUAUUGAACGAUGUGCUAUGUCAGUAUGGAGUUUUGAAGGCGUCGCAUAUAAAAUCUUGGUUCACCUGCUUGUCACAAUUUUUUGCAGUUGUUAAAACACAAUUUCUGAAACAGGCCCACUUUGUUAAAACUAACCGUACAGAAAACGUACACAACAUACAAAAUCAUAUAUAUCUUACAAUAGCAAACACUUCACUCAAAACCAUAAAAACAGGUACAAAACACUAUUAUCUGAAGUCUUUGACAUUUUUAUAACAGAAUCAAACACAAUUUCAUUGAACAUAAUUGUAUUUUUAAGCAAAAUUCGGUAUAUUGCAAUUACUUCCUCUAACUUUCUCUCCAGAAUUGGCCUCUGUUGUUGUGCAAACCAAAGAGCAAACCUGAAUCCUAUUUAUAGUGUUCCAGCUAUGAUUUCUAACUGAUCUCACUGGUUACAGGUGUAUUCACAUGUGCAUUCUGGGUGCAGGCGACUUGAUAAUUAAAUGUGUGGUAUUUCAAUAGCAGUGUUUAGCUAACAACCCACAAAGGCUUUUAGUUUCUGAAAGAUGUGUUUAAUGUCGAUAGCUGUUCAGCUAUUUGCAAAAAAAAAAACGUUUUUAAACUUGGUGUAAAUGAGAAAAUGUGCUUAUGAUUUAGCAUACCUGGUCAAUAUAUUGGCUACAUGAGUCAGGGGUUUCAAUAAUUAUGACCGAAGUACCAGUUUUUGUGUCUUGGUAAUUGAAAAAAAUAUAAAUAUGCAUAAGGGGCCACAGACAAAUUGCCACCGGCCACAAAGCUUCUUUGUAUACAUGUACACAUUGUCGAGCAUCAUUAUUCUGCCUCUGUGAGCGAUCACGAGCCCGAGCUCUGAUCAUAGGACGGCCAUGUUUAACCAAUGACUUGUCUGUGUUUUAGGGCAAUGUUCACUGUCGCACCUUGUACAAUAAUAGCAAGUCAUUAAAUUCUUUCAAGCGUAUGAUUAUCGACCACAGUGAUGUUAGGAGAUACUUGUCUGUCGUAUCUCCUAAAAGCGUUUUAUAGGAAGGCUUCUUUUCAGCACCUGAUACUUAAAUUGUGUGUAUAUUUUAAUGUAUUAUACGUGAUUUACUGUUCUUGUCAGACAACUUCACUGACUUUUGUUCCCGUUGGAACAUUUUUUUUUAAUAAAAUCAAACAAUA